GGAGGAACUGAAGUCAGGAGCAUUAUGGUUAUUCCAGAUCUCUACUUGAAUGCCAAAGGAGGGACAGUGUCCUACUUUGAGUGGCUGAAGAAUCUAAAUCAUGUCAGAUAUGGCUGUUUGACCUUCAAAUAUGAAAGGGAUUCUAAUUACCACUUGCUCAUGUCUGUUCAACAGAAUUUAGCAAGAACGUUUGGAAAGCACAGUGGAACUAUUCUCAUUAUACCCACAGCAGAGUUCCAAGACAGGGUAUCAGGUGCAUCAGAGAAAGACACCAUGCACGCUGACCUGGUGUACACAAUGGAGAGUUCUGCCAGACAAAUUACGUGCAUAGUCAUGAAGUUUAACCUGGGAUUGGACACGAGGACCACCGUCUAUGUCAACGCCAUUAAGAAAGUCUUCAAAGUGUACAAUGAAGCCAGUGUGACCUUCACGUAG
Messenger RNA from Mandrillus leucophaeus (drill), 435 nucleotides. RefSeq names its product glutamate dehydrogenase 1, mitochondrial-like. Gene Ontology annotation, biological process: L-glutamate catabolic process. The transcript has a single exon. Gene Ontology annotation, cellular component: mitochondrion. Gene Ontology annotation, molecular function: L-glutamate dehydrogenase (NAD+) activity. The record is from RefSeq and is a predicted model, not a curated record. The annotation marks the transcript as partial. NCBI's taxonomy places the organism in Eukaryota, Metazoa, Chordata, Mammalia, Primates, Cercopithecidae.